ACCACCAAGACGAAAGAGAUGAAGAAUUCUUCCAACUGAGAGACAGAGAGAGGACACGCCAUGUGCCAACAUGGCCCCAAUUGCAGUCCAAUCAGAGAGCGCCCUCCAACAUCGGCCAAUGCAAUUUUUUCACAAUACAGAAGGUUUUCUGUACCCAAACCAACAAAAUGAUUAAAGCAGUCUCCUUCUUGGUUAACCAAAACCCCCCAACCGAAUCUCUCUUUUGCUCUCUCUCUUUCUCUCGCUACAAAUCUACCUACAUUUUGCUUAUCUCAUGAACAUAUCUUCUUUACACUUUCCCGGGAUCUGAGUCUCCUUUAUUUUCCCUGAAAAACAAAGUUAAAGUGCUCCGUGUUUCACAAACACACACAUAUAAAAUCCGAGAUGAAGUUAAAGUGCUUCAAUCAUUAGUUAUAGUCAAAUUCUGCGCCUAUGACCCGGUUCUUGAAAUGGGUAAUAUCUGAUGCUGAUUGCUGGGUGUUCUUUUUAUUCUUGCAAAGAAAAGUUCACACACACUUCUAGAAGACGCCCAAAUCGUCCAAUGAUUGUGUCGUGGUCUUAUUUAAAGUGCGACCCAGAUCUUGAAAUGCAUAUCUAGUUUCCGAUAGUGGGCAUUCUUCAUUUCUUGCUAAAAUAAUCACACUCUUCUAGUAGACACCAAAGAUUGGGUUAUGGCCGGAUUUCGAGUAAUGGGUGUUUGAUAUUUGAUCUUGGGUGUUCUUCAUUUUGCUGGGGUCAAAUCAUAUUUGGGUUUUUUCUUUGGGAGGGAAUAGAUGGCUUAUCCACCGGACCAUGGGAUCGCUACUAAUGGGGCUUUGAGGUUGGUGUUGUUUUUGGUAGGUGUGAGUUUGGUUGGAUACACAGUUGGGCCGCCACUGUACUGGCGCUUGAAGGGGAAUUCAACUGGUCAAGCUUCAUGUCCUUCAUGUGUUUGUGAUUGCUCUUCAGAGGAUCUCCUCUCCGAACCUUUAGCAGGAAUCGUCAACAGCUCAUUUUCUGACUGUGGUAAAAAUGAUCCUGAUAUGAAUGAGGAAAUGGAGAAGGAUCUUAUAGCUUUACUGUCAGAGGAACUAAGUUUAGUGAAAGCUGUUGCUAAUGAUACUAUGGAACAUUCCAAGGCAUUGAUAAUGGACACUAGGAAAGCCUAUUCACACUAUCAAAAGGAGGCAGAAAAGUGCAGUGCUGGAGUGGAAACUUGCGAAGAAGCAAGGGCGAGGGCUGAAAGAGAACUCGCAGAGGAGCUUAAGCUUUCAGCAUUGUGGGAGAAACGGGCUCGUGAAUGGGGGUGGAAGGAUAACAGAAGAACACGCUCAUGAUUUUUUAGUUAUUAUGUUUUUGUUUUAUGCUAAUGUUAGGCUUCUGAUUUUGACUUGUCAUUGUACAACUGAUUUUGAGGUCUCUUGUGAAUAUAGAUACGUUUAACACUAUUUACUUUUCAACUGGUCUUGUAUACUAUUUACAAUAAAUCCAACCUCUCAUGCAUUGGAUUUCUACUGUAAUUAUUGAUCUUUUUGUAGUUAUAAUCAGAAGGAAAUAAGGGAGGUCA
This is a messenger RNA of Alnus glutinosa, 1546 nucleotides long. RefSeq lists its product as uncharacterized. NCBI's taxonomy places the organism in Eukaryota, Viridiplantae, Streptophyta, Magnoliopsida, Fagales, Betulaceae. Bases 774 to 1316 code for a protein of 180 amino acids. The record is from RefSeq and is a predicted model, not a curated record. The transcript has 3 exons.